This is a messenger RNA of Paracoccidioides brasiliensis Pb18, 510 nucleotides long. RefSeq lists its product as uncharacterized. Bases 1 to 510 code for a protein of 169 amino acids. The record is from RefSeq and is a predicted model, not a curated record. The transcript has a single exon.
AUGACCUGUGCGUAUUUCCGAUUCCGAGAGCGGAAGAUUAGCGCGAGAUCCGCUAGUCCUAAAGAGGGAAAGUCCGAACGAAAUACGCGCCAUGUGGGGGUCAACCCAGGCACCAAACCAGCUCCCAAAAACACAUCACAACAAGACAAAUCAACACAUCCGUGGACCGCGGCCAAACUCCACCGCCACUCUGAACUGAUGUCCUGCUUGAGCAACUCCCGAAAACUUGAACCAACCAGCAAGGAGAGGGCCGCGAAAAACAAACUUCGGGCGGGGAUCAAUGCAAGUAGAAAUACCUUGCGAGAGCUGGUCCAUCGGUGCUUAGUUCUGGUGUUUGCUUCUUCGCAUUCCGAGUCGAGAGAUUCUUCCCGCUGCAGCCAGUUUCCCCUCUGCAUCCUCAUGCAAAUAAGUUCCUCCCUAGCUUGUGUUGCUCUCGCUCCAUUCCUCGGUCUAUCUCGAGCUGCUGCCGUCUACCAUUGGCCCAUUGAGUGGUCCCGCCCCUGGAUUUGA